Molecule: messenger RNA, 363 nt
Organism: Pieris macdunnoughi
Lineage: Eukaryota; Metazoa; Arthropoda; Insecta; Lepidoptera; Pieridae
Source: the annotation of a GenBank genome assembly
AUGAAAACACACACACUUGCGUCCAAAAUUAUUAAUAAAACAAAUGAAUGUCUUCCACAAAUCACUUCGGUAGGAACUUCCUUUUGCGAAUGGCGAGUCGUGGAAUCGAACAGAAACAACAAUAAAAGGCAGCUGCCGCAUCUUAUAGUCACCCAUGGCUAUGUGGGCUCGGUGUUUGCCGUCUCCCGUCAUGCUUCUUAUUAUAGUGACGCUAGAAGUGUGGGUGUCGGCCCCGGAGAUGCUAGCCCCUACCCUCUAAACCCCUACGGCUCCAUAUGCUCGCUCUGGACCGGUCAGCAGGGUAGCAGUAUUUCAAUAUCCGUGAUUAUUGCGACUCCUAAGCGAUGUUCCUUAAUGAAGUGA